CUAUCCUUGUUCCCUCUCACCUGUUUCUUCAUUAGAGAGAGAGAGUGUGACAUUUGGAGAGAGAGACUGACAUUUGGAGCGAGAGAGAGAGGAACAAAAGACAAAGGGGGGGAAACUACAGCCCAAGCUAAUAUUGAAACUAAGCACGGCUAUAUACGUCCGGUUGUUCGUAGAGAGAGCGAGAGGGAGGUAUAAGCGAAACCCUAAGCACAGAGAUCUAUAACGAGGACUCCAGUUGAUGCUGAACUGAUUCUGGCCAAUGAAGUGGUGUGGGUACCUCCUCUACUAGGACUUGAUACUUUGAUGACAAAACAUCAGUUUGCCGUUGUGUUUUCUUCUCCUAAGAGGACCCCAUGGAGCUUAAAGUUUCAUCUCCAAAGUCAGGUCUUUCACCUUCUGAUUGUGCCAAUGACCCUGAGGAUAAAGAAAUUAGUGAUGAUGACGAUGAUCGUAACCAUAAGCAUCGAAGGCGGGAGACACGAUCUCAAUCUUCGGAGAGAGAUACUCUUGAACAAGUUUUAACAAGAUCAUACAGAAAGCGGAACAAACUAUAUGAAAAUGGUCACCUUUAUAGGGAAGGCAAUUCUCAGUCACAUGAAACCUGGAAAAACUAUAAUAUUGCUCAUAUGUCGAAAGAUCUCCCUGCAAAGUUUGAAAAAAGACGUCCUGGUUUAGCAUCAUUUUCCCGAGAUCCACUAGAUUUAAACCAAAGAAUCAGGGUGAACCAAUCAUUAUCUGGUGACCCUGAUCCUGGUAGGGGUAGAGGAAGAGAACCUGGUUUCUGGAGCCAACGUGAUUCUAGGUUUAGCACAGUUGAUAUUGCAUCUCAAAUGGUUCCGCUGGGUUCUGUUCCUCCUAGUCUUUUUGCAGGGAGGGGGGUACCAAAUGUUUCAAACACACAGAGUGCAUCUUGGAAUGCAUUUGGAUUGGUUCCAGGAAUGCGGAAUGGUGGUCUGGAUAUAGUACAUCCCCUUGGCUUGCAGGGAAUGCUCAGACCACCCAUCAAUCCUUCAAUGAAUAUAGGCAUUCCACGCCAACGAUGUAGAGACUUCGAGGAGCAGGGCUUUUGCUUAAGAGGAGACAUGUGCCCAAUGGAGCAUGGUGUUAAUCGUAUUGUUAUUGAAGAUGUACAGAGCCUUUCACAAUUUAAUCUCCCUGUUUCACUUCCAAGUGCACACAUGCUGGCGAUGCCCGCUGGAUCAGGACCUUUGUCUGCCAUUAGUGCUCCUUCAAGUACAAUUAUGAAAAGCAAAGUGGUACAUGGCAAAAGUAGCAAGCCUGGAAUGGCUGAUGAUGGAUUGGGCUUGAAAGGUGAUUUCAUGGGUUCUGCUGUUGUAGGUGGAACUGAUUUCUAUGAUCCUGAUGAGCCUCUAUGGACUAAUAAGUGUCCUGAAACAUCAACUGUGCCUUUAGAUUGUAAUCCAUCUGAUGAUGAUGAAACUGAGUCAUUGUUGGGUGCAGAACCUUGUGGCCAUCAUCAUGUAGGGUUGUGCAAUGGCUGUGACAGUGAGCAACCUGUUACAAAAGUUGGGACUGCUGUAGGAUCUCAAAGUACAAGUCAGACUGUGUGGGAAAGAAUUGGUAGUUCGAAGAAUAGAUCAGAAAUGAAAGAGAAUUUGAAUUCUACGAGGAUGUCCUCAAAUUCUACAGAAAAUGAAGCGAAGGAAGAUGAGGAGCCAUUGUAUAAUGCUCAAGGCACUGCCCAUCAAAGGAAGUGGAACCAUGUGGAUGAUGUUGGCCCACAAGCCAUUGGCUCUUCUAGGCAAAGUACCCGAAAACCAGCUCAAAAGGCACUACGUACUCUAUUUGUUAAUGGCAUUCCCCUGAAAAACAACAGAAGGGAUACCCUUUUAUCGCAUUUCCAGAAAUUUGGAGAGGUCAUUGAUAUUUAUAUUCCAUUCAAUACUGAAAGAGCUUUUGUUCAGUUCUCUAAGAGAGAAGAAGCAGAGGCUGCUGUAAAAGCGCCUGAUGCUGUAAUGGGUAACCGCUUUAUUAAGCUAAUGUGGGCUAAUAGAGACAGCAUUCCUGAUGAUGGAAUGAGUAGCAGCAAUAGUAUGACAGUUGGUUCAGUUCCACCUCAAUCAUCUGGUGCUAACAGAGGAAAAGAUGUUAUUCAGUCUACACCUUUCAAGAGUAGUGUUGCCCAUGCUUCUGUCAUUCCUGUGCCAGCCUCUGAUCAUCCUAAGCCUGUGGUAGCUAAUGGUCCCAGAGCCCAACCUCCUUCAAAAAAGAAGCUGGAUGAAAUAGAGCUUUUGAAGAAGGAAGUCCGCAAGAAGCAAGAGAUGCUUGAUCAGAAACGGAAUGACUUGCGGCUGCAAUUGGAUUUGCUUGAGAAACAAGGUAAAGGUCUGAAAGGUGAGGCAUCAUCAGAGCAGGCCGCUAAAAGACAUAAAGCUGGUGCCGUAGCUGAUGUUGCAAAAUUUGCAGCUUCUAGAUCCGUUGAUCCUGGUACUGUUGUAUCAUCACUGCAAGCUGAAGUGGUUAAUGAUAAUGGCAAAGCUGCAGAGACUCAUAGUUCCAAAUCAAGUUCAAUUGUGGCUCUGCCGGAACCCUCAAGCGUGAAAUCUUCAAUUCGUCCAUUGGCUUCUGUAGGGGCAGCUUUUAUCAAUAGAUUCAAAUUGGACAACCGUCCCACUGCAUUUAAGAUCAUUCCACCUUUGCCAACUGGUCUUACUAAUGUUGCUGCUUUGAAGGAACACUUCUCUUCAUAUGGCGAUCUUUCUACUGUGGAGCUAGAAGAUUUAGAUUCCCAGGAUGGAGGUAAUGUCUCUGAGACAUCAAAAUGCUCGGCUCAUAUAUCUUUCAUGACGCGACGUGCAGCUGAGAGGGCAUUUUUGAAUGGGAAAUGCUGGCAAGGUCACGAUUUGCAGUUUGUGUGGCUUACGUCUAGUAAUCCUGCCAACUGUAGCAAGGAUGUCGGUGGCAGAGAAAGUCCGUUGUCUUCUAAAGGGCCUUCAGAUGCUAACAUGAUGCCUACAGAAGAAGCAUCCACUGGUUCUGGAAAACAACCUGCCUUGGAAAAUGAAAAAUCUGGAUAUAUUGCAAGAAGAGAGGGCGAUUGUGACCGUAGGGAGCUCGAUGGACAUUUUCAUUCCAGUUCAACCACAUCAUCAUCUGAGAAACAGCCACUUUAAGGUGGUGUUUCUUGUGGAUAGACUAAUUGCCAGAGUUGUACAUUGAGGUAAACGAAAAAUCCAUUUCAAGUCUAAUUCAGAUGUUUUAGCAAUUGUUAAAUUCUGCUUUUCCAGUUUUGUCUUAUGUUAUAUUUGGGAUAUGUAUAAAGGGGGAACCUUCUGAUCAACUGCCAGCUUUGAACGAUAGUUGGUUAGUUGUAAUGAAUGUAUUAUCUUUUAAAAGUGUAGGUAUGUCCAGAAUUAAAGGUCGCAGGUUCUGUGAAAAUAAAUUGAGAGGUGACAUUAUUCUGGCUGUGGUGUCCUUGCCUGUCUUUCA
Ilex paraguariensis (yerba mate) is the source of this 3450-nucleotide messenger RNA. NCBI's taxonomy places the organism in Eukaryota, Viridiplantae, Streptophyta, Magnoliopsida, Aquifoliales, Aquifoliaceae. The record is from the annotation of a GenBank genome assembly.